AUGAAAUUAUUUUUAAUAUUUUUGAUUGCAAGUUUCGUGAAUUCUGAAUUUCCUGAUGCUGAUCAAACUAUAAAUAUGAGCAUUUUGGAUGAUUUGAAUCUGGAGGCCAGAAUUUUGAUAGAAGAUUUUGAGAAAAAUGAUAAAAUUUUUACAAAUGAGGUAGGUCAAUCCAAUUUUCAAUAAUAACAUGAAUUUCCAGCUUCGAAAUCGUUUUGUUCAAUUUGUUGUCAAAUUUUCGCCCAUCGAAAAACUAGUUGAACAAUCAAAUAAUCCAAGUUUUGAAGAAAAGGUGAGCAAAAUAAAAAUUUAAAAACUAAUUAAAAAAUUUUUUCAGGUUUACAUAAUCAAAUAUCGUUUCAGAAGGGCUCUAAAAAUUCGAUAUUCAUUAUUGAAAGAGGUAUGUAUUUUUAAAAAUUCAACAUUAUAUUUCUGAUAGAAUUUUUCAGAAUUUCGAACUUCUCGUCUCAAAUUUGUUAGCUCCACCGGUUUUCGUCCCAUUUCUGACAGUUUUCUUCGAAAAAGAAGUCGAUAAUUCAAUUUGA
Caenorhabditis angaria is the source of this 542-nucleotide messenger RNA. The record is from the annotation of a GenBank genome assembly. Lineage: Eukaryota; Metazoa; Nematoda; Chromadorea; Rhabditida; Rhabditidae.